Strongylus vulgaris is the source of this 354-nucleotide messenger RNA. NCBI's taxonomy places the organism in Eukaryota, Metazoa, Nematoda, Chromadorea, Rhabditida, Strongylidae. The record is from the annotation of a GenBank genome assembly.
AUGCACCAACACAAGUAUCAAUUACUAACUCAAAGGUGUUCCCUCAUCUCCCUGCCCUCCAAGCCAACAGCGAGCAACGUUCGUCCUGGUUGCACUUUCGUACACAAGGAAAUCUCGUGGACAACGGAAAAGCGUUCCUUGAGAGACCCACUCACAUUCGUUCCUUUUGGCUAUGGACCGCGCAACUGCAUUGGAAUGCGAGUGGCACAAAUGCAAAUGAAAGUAGCAUUGGUGCAUAUUCUGAGAAGAUACGAGUUGCGGCCUGAUGAAAUUGUGGAACUGCCUCUUCGUAUCAUCACUGUAGGAAGCAUGAGAACAGUGGAAGAACUCAGUGUUAUUCUCACACGAAUCUGA